Lotus japonicus is the source of this 1408-nucleotide messenger RNA. Its product is annotated as tubulin-folding cofactor B. Gene Ontology annotation, biological process: cytoplasmic microtubule organization; tubulin complex assembly; post-chaperonin tubulin folding pathway. Gene Ontology annotation, cellular component: nucleus; microtubule plus-end; cytoplasm. The coding region runs from base 308 to 1039 and encodes 243 amino acids. The record is from RefSeq and is a predicted model, not a curated record. Gene Ontology annotation, molecular function: microtubule plus-end binding; alpha-tubulin binding. The transcript is spliced from 11 exons. Lineage: Eukaryota; Viridiplantae; Streptophyta; Magnoliopsida; Fabales; Fabaceae.
AAUUAAAUAGGGAUUAAUCAAUGAAAAUCCCAAUGAGUCCGCCUUCGUUCUCCUUCGUUCCUCACCGUUGUCGCCGUAGUUCCGACCUUCCCCACCCUCUACCGGUGGAAUUGGUGAACGAGACUAGUUGGUUUUUAUUCUUAGCACCAUCCACAGACAGAGAACAAUAAACUUAAAGAAUUCUUGGGAUUGUCAUAGCUCGGUCGAAACUCCAUCGCACUCACCGCGUUGCUGCUAGUCCUCCCCCAUCCCCACCCUAAUCGCGGAGGCACCUAGUUCACCAAUUUUUGAAUUGUGGCAGCUGCAAAUGGCGUCGAGCUUGCAGAAGAUUGAUGGGGAUGAGACUGUCCUCUUGCGUGUCACUCAUUCAAAUCUCAAAACUUUCAACCCUGACAUCCGCUUCUCGCUUCAGCUGACAGUGGAAGCCGUGAAAGAAAAGCUGUGGAAAAAAUGUGGCACUUCCGUGAACUCGAUGCACCUCGAGCUUUACGACGACACUCACGUCAAAAUCACUGAUCUCACUGAUAACUCCAAACCCCUUGGAUUCUAUUCGCCUCUGGAUGGGUUUCGUUUGCAUGUUGUGGAUCUUGAUCCAUCUUCUGUUACUUCCGGUGGAUGGCUGGAAGAUACUUCAUUGGUGGAAAAAUACCAAAUUUCUGAAGAAGCCUUCAAUAAACGAGAAGGGACUUUCAGAAAAUAUAAGGAGAAAUUGACUUCCCAAAUUCCAUCAAAUGUUGAAGCAAAGAUACCAGACAACUACAUGGAAGACCUCUGUGUUGAUAUCAAGGUAGGAUCCAGAUGUGAAGUUGAACCUGGGGGAAAAAGGGGCGUAGUAACAUUCGUUGGUCGGGCAGAACCACUGGGUCCUGGUUUCUGGGUUGGAGUACAAUAUGAUGAACCCUUGGGCAAACAUGAUGGCAUGGUCAAAGGAGUACGCUACUUCGAAUGCCCUCCAUCUCAUGGUGGAAUAGUCAGGCCGGAGAAAGUGAAGGUUGGUGACUACCCUGAACGAGAUCCCUUUGAAGAGGAUGAAAUAUGAGUCUUAAUGAAGAAGCUACUUUUAAUGUGCAUGGUUUUUUCUCCCUACAGUUUUCCUUUGGUAGAAGUCAAACAUUAAUUUGGGAAACUCGCCUUUGUUGGUAUUUCAAGGUACAAUAUGUCAAGUUGAAAAUGGGCUGCAUUGCGGUUUGCGGAUUUUUUGCAUUUCUCUGUCGAAAGAAUCCAAGUUGCAAUGGGAAAAACAAAAUUUGGAAGUUAAUUUUUUUUUCUUGUUAAGAUACAAGAAUAUACAUUCUUCCCAUACUUGUUUCCGUUAUCUACACAUUAAAUAACUUCAUGGAAAUUUCUUUGCCACCCAAAAUGUUCCAAAAUGUUUGUUAUUUAGAAACUCAAUGCAUUUUUUUGCUAA